AUGUGUCCUUCUGCCUUUGUACCUGCCUGCUGCCUGCCUACUGUAGGCCGAAGGAAUCACUAUGCCUACUACGCCUAUCGGCAUCAAGAAGACGGGUCCGACUCGCGGGACAAACCAAAGCUGUACCGUCUUCAGCACAGCAUAACCGAGGUCGGUUCGGACUGCACCGACGACGGAGCCAUCCAGCUGCUCGGCCCGGGGGUCCUGCCCCACCACUGCAACCUGAUGCACAGCGAAGGAAUGGUGACCGUGACGCCGCACGGCCCCGACGCCGACACCUUUGUUGACGGACAGCGCGUCACCGAGACAACGGUGCUGCGCUCGGGCUCCACCCUCCAGUUCGGUUCUGCGCACGUCUUUAAGUUUGUGGACCCCAUGUACGACCAGGGAGGGGGGAGAGAACCAGCCGCCCUGAUGAGAAGCCGACACAAGUCUGGCAGCGUACCAGAAACCACCUUCGACCUUCACGGAGACGUCCACAGUGGAGCGGCCCUGCCUACCAGCAAGUUUUAG
Molecule: messenger RNA, 513 nt
Organism: Nematolebias whitei (Rio pearlfish)
Lineage: Eukaryota; Metazoa; Chordata; Actinopteri; Cyprinodontiformes; Rivulidae
Product: afadin-like
Exons: 5
Coding region: 1-513 (170 amino acids)
Biological process (GO): regulation of protein localization
Cellular component (GO): adherens junction
Molecular function (GO): cell adhesion molecule binding
Source: RefSeq, a predicted model, not a curated record